Molecule: messenger RNA, 1236 nt
Organism: Baudoinia panamericana UAMH 10762
Lineage: Eukaryota; Fungi; Ascomycota; Dothideomycetes; Mycosphaerellales; Teratosphaeriaceae
Exons: 1
Coding region: 1-1236 (411 amino acids)
Biological process (GO): riboflavin biosynthetic process
Molecular function (GO): GTP cyclohydrolase II activity
Source: RefSeq, a predicted model, not a curated record
AUGCCGGACUUUCCAGCCCAUGCCUCACCGGCCAUCACACCUCUCGAGGCUCCGCGACCGCAAUACCGAGACCGAACUGUCUCCGAUCUCAAGCUCAACCAUGAAGAUGGCAAUGCGCCUCCACCACUAAUCAGUCCCGCUUUCACCCCACCACGAACACCCUCCGCAGACACCGACCAACGACAUGACAGACAGCCAAGGAGUAUACCGGUGGCGCCGCCGUCGGAGGACGAAGGACAACAGCCGAGGCUUCUCCAGAGGCUACCGAAUGUGUGGUGCGAAGUCCGUGCUCGCAUACCCACCACUACGGGGCAGGAGAUGUUCUUGCACCUCUACCACAACGAUGCGGACGAUAAAGAGCAUCUCGCCAUCGUCUUCGGUCCGCACAUCCGCAGUAAGAGCCUCGAUGCGCCACGACCGGGCGAGACGGAGAGGGAUCGCAUGAUCAGAGGAGCGUAUGUCGGCACACUCUUUCCGGGCAGGACAAACAGUCGGGUACAGCAGAUACGGCAGGAUGCGGGUGUGGCAAGCCGACCAUCCGCUAGCUACCUGAGUGCACUCAAUGUUCCUGAGCAGACUCCGCCGAGUGCAGCGUCACAACAUUCUAGCGACCACUCAGAGGCAACGGAGAUCGACUCAUCGUAUCCGCUCGAGCUCGGCCCGCCUCUUGUUCGAAUACACAGCGAAUGCUAUACAGGUGAGACCGUCUGGUCAGCGCGUUGCGACUGCGGAGAACAACUUGACGAGGCAGCACGCUUGAUGAGCUUGCCGGCACCGACACCAGCAUCAACACCUGGCAGCGAAGUAGGAGAACAUCAGAUACCAUCCGCGAAACUCCCAUCUUGCGGCGGUGUCAUUAUCUAUCUUCGACAAGAAGGCCGCGGCAUCGGCCUCAAGGAGAAGCUCAAAGCCUACAAUCUUCAGGAUCUCGGGCACGAUACUAUGGAAGCCAAUCUUCUCCUACGACAUCCAGGUGACGCUCGAUCAUACGGCUUGGCGACGGCAAUGUUACUGGACCUUGGGCUUGGUGGCGAAAGAGGUAUCAAGCUGCUGACGAACAAUCCGGAAAAGGUUCGGGCUGUUGAGGGACCGAAUAGGGAGAUCAGGGUUGUGGAAAGGGUACCCAUGAUCCCGCUCGCUUGGAAGACGGGCGGCAAGAUGGGUGUUCAUGGACCUGAGGUGGAGAGGUAUCUUGCGACGAAGAUAGAAAAGUUCAAGCAUAUGCUUAGUGGCUGA